GGCCGUCAACGCACUGUUUGUAUGCCAGUCUUCUCCCCCUCGCGCCGCCGCCGAGCGAGCGAUCCGAUCGAGCCGGAGCUGAGUCACCAAUUCACCAUUGACCCAUCCCGCCACAUUCCUCACCCCAUCCCCCCUCCGUCCCUUCUCCAUCCAACGGCCGCCGGCUCACCCGCCUCUUCCAAACAUCUUCCCUCCCAGGGCCACUCCAUAUUAAACCCGAACCGAGAGUCACCAUUAAACUAAGCACAUGAAGCACAACCAUCACAGAAGAUAAGCAAGAAAAACCCCCAUUCGCGAUUCCCUCCAGCUCUCAACCAACUGCGCACGCCUACUGCCUCGUCAUUUAUAAGCCUCCCUCUCUUCUCCGCUCCGUCAUCGUACACCAUUCCCACUAAACCAGCCGUUCCUCUAGGUGUUAGUUACCAGGCAGUUCCAAUUCCCAAUCACCAUGGCUAAUCCAAGAACGGUGCUGACCUCCGCGCCGUCGCCGCCCGGAUGCUGCCCCUCCUCCUCCUCCUCCUCGUCGUCGGUGGCGUUCGUGCCGCCGUCGCCAUCCGACGGGGAGCUGCUCCGGUCGCUGCACCGCCUCGCGCGGGACCUGUCCGCCGCCGCCGCCGCCGAGACGCCGGCCCCGUUCCUGCGCGCCGCGCUCGCGUCCAUCACGAGGCGGUCCAAGCUCCUGGCGGCCGCGCUCGACGACCUGGUCGCGUGCGCCGCGGCGGGCGACCUGCCGCGGUCCGCGUCGCUGUGCCUCCGCGAGGUGCUCCUCGUGCUGCAGCGCUUCAAGGCCCUCGCCGCCGACUGCGCCGCGCGGAGCCGGAUGCGGCUGCUGCUGCAGUCGGACGAGAUCGAGGAGGAGGUGCGGGAGCUGCACCAGGACCUGGCCACGCUGCUCGACCUCCUCCCCGUCGCCGAGCUGGGCCUCGCCGAGGACGUCGUGGACCUGCUGGCGCUCGCGUCGCGCCAGUGCCGGCGGUUCGCGCCGGCGGCCGGGGCGGAGCAGGCGCUCAAGGCCAGGGUGCUGUCGCUCAUACAGGGAAUCGAGCGGGAGAUCGUGCCGGAGCGGGAGCGGCUGGAGGAGAUCCUGGAGGAGGUGGGCAUCAGUGACGCGGCGAGCUGCGGCGACGAGAUCGAGAGCCUCGAGCGGGAGAUCGGCGACCGCGCCUCGGAGAGGUGGACGGACGCCAUGAUCGCGCUCGUCGGCCUGCUCCGGUACGCCAAGUGCGUCCUGUUCAGCGCCACGCCCCGGCCUUCAGAUUCCAAGCCGAACCCCGAGGUCGAAGAGGAGGCGGAGCCACCGGCGCCGCCGCCGGACUUCCGCUGCCCCAUCACCCUCGACAUCAUGCGCGAACCCGUUGUCGUCGCCAGCGGCCAGACAUACGACCGCGAGUCCAUCGCCCGGUGGUUCGAUUCCGGCAAGUCAACGUGCCCCAAGACAGGGCAGGUCCUCACCAAUCUGGAGCUCGUGCCCAACAAGGCUCUCAGGAAUCUCAUCGCCAAGUGGUGCCGGGGGAACGGCGUCGCCGUGGAGAGCAGUGAGGCCAGCAAGAGCGAGCCGGCGCAGGCGGUGUCCGCGAACAAGGCCGCGCUGGAGGCGGCGCGCAUGACGGCAACGUUCCUGGUGAAGAAGCUCUCCAUCUCAUUCUCCCCUGACGCGGCCAACCGCGUCGUGCACGAGAUCCGGUUGCUGUCCAAGUCCGGCAACGACUGCCGCGCGUUCGUCGGAGAGGCCGGGGCCGUGCCGAUGCUGGUGCCCCUGCUCUACUCCGAGGACGCGGGGCUCCAGCUGAACGCCGUCACGGCGCUGCUGAACCUCUCCAUCCUCGAGGCCAACAAGAAGCGCAUCAUGCACGCCGAGGGCGCCGUGGAGGCGGUCACCCACAUCAUGAGCUCCGGCGCGACGUGGCGCGCCAAGGAGAACGCGGCGGCUGCCGUGCUUAGCCUGGCGUCCGUCCACACCUACCGGCGCCGCCUCGGCCGGAACCUGUCCAUCGUGGAGAAGUUAGUGCACCUGGUGCGCACCGGCCCGACGAGCACCAAGAAGGACGCAUUGGCCGCGCUGCUGUCGCUGGCCGGCGAGCGGGAGAACGUCGGGAAGCUCGUGGACGCCGGCGUGGCGCAGGUGGCCCUGUCGGCGGUCAGCGAGGAGGAGACCGCGGCCGCGGUGCUGGCCGCAUUGGCGAAGCGCGGCGGCGCGGAGGCGAUCGUGGGCAUGGAGGGCGCCGUGGCGCGGCUGGUGGCCGAGAUGCGUCGCGGCACGGAGUGGGGCCGGGAGAACGCGACGGCAGCGCUGGUGCUCCUGUGCCGGCGUCUGGGGGCGCGCGCGGUGACGCAGGUGAUGGCCGUGCCCGGCGUGGAGUGGGCCAUCUGGGAGCUGAUGGGCACCGGCACGGAGCGCGCCCGUCGCAAGGCCGCGUCGCUCGGCAGGAUAUGCCGGCGGUGGGCCGCCGCCUCGGCCGCCGACGGCGAGCGCGGCAACGGGUGCCCCGCCGGCGCCAGCGUCGUGCCGCCGGCCAUGAUGGCGUCAUGAUCGAGUCGCGAUGCCGGAUAGGAUAAGCUCAGAAAAGAAAGGAUUCUUUCCUCCUCUUCUCUUUCAUCAUGUACAAAAAGUUUGCUUAGGCUGUCACGAUUCUUUGAUCAGAGAGAGAUAAUGGCGAGUGGCUGAUCAACUGUGCAUACGGAGACCUCUGUACCAAAUGCAAAAUUUCCUCCAUUUCUACCAGAAUUUUAGUCUACGGCAGUUGGCGGUUCUAAACAGCAAUGAAAAAAAUGGGAUUAGUUUGAGACUCCAUUUGCUGAUCUGUGGCCUGUCAUCAAACGAGGAUAACAAAAAGAAGAAGAGGUUUGCUCCUGAACCGUCCGGACGUCUGAGCUACUGUUUGGUACAGGAGGGAAAGCAACGGGAUUUGUUCCGAUUAGCCAGGUGAUGGGGCCGUCCCGUCUGCUCUCUGCUCCAUCAUCCAGCCGUAAACAGAAGCAGGCGAAGCGACCGCGGUGCAUUGGCGCCUUUAGUUUUUGGCUAUAGGAGUAUCAUUGAUGGGGUGGUUGAUGGGUCCCCUGCGGCCUGCGCGAGCGGAGGAGUGAUUGCCUGAUGAUCGGGACCAGGAACCGGCCACCCUUUCACCCUCUGAGGAGGAGAUGGUGUCCACGGCACGGUACGGGAAUACGGGAUGCCCUGGUGCCCAACCGCCUCGCUACGCCACGAGCAGGUGCCGGAUGGUUCGCCGGUUCCAGGCUUCCAGCGAAGCGCCGCGCAGCCGAGGCGAGGGCGGCGGGCUGACCGCGGCCGCGCGCCGCCGGCUGCCGACCAGCCGUGGUUUUCUUCUCGGUUUCGAUGCUGAUGCGGCAGGGCCGGAGAAGAGUGCAGCUUCUUCUCGGAUCGCGCGGCGUGUUUCUUGUGCGCGUGCGCGGGCGCUGGGCGGCUCGUCCUCGUCCUCUUGCGGCUUGCCGAGUUUGACCCGGCCAUCUCGAUCCAGCUGGGUGCUUUCGUGGCGUUCAAAAGAUGGUUUAAACCUUGGGUUUAGGCAUAUCUUUUCAGGCAAGGAAGCACGACAUCUUGCUUCCCAGUGGAAAGCUGAGAGAUGCUGUUCCCUGUCAUGCUGCACGAAGCAUUGCCUUUUCGUUUUCUCCUAUUCUAAUCGGUGUGGCGCUGUUCUGUCCGUUCUUUGCAUCUCUUCACCCAGCCGACUGCAAAGAUGACGCGUCGGCAGAGUUGCAGCUGCUUGUUUAUCAUGAAAUCAGAUCCGGCGUGUAUUGAGUUAUUGACAGACACAUCCCGUGAAGUCCACUGUUGGAACCAUUCCGAAAAACAAGCCAGUUCACGCCGUAAUUCCAUGUUGACAAGUGCAUGGAAGCGAUCGUCAUCGCGGAUGACCUCACCAGAGAAAUGCAAGGGUUGACCUAGCUAAAACAUACUCCUCUGCAGCUAAUUUCUUUAAGAAAGCAUCUGUAACCGGCGUCUAGAACAGAGUACUAGUUGGCUUUUCAUUUUUAAACGGGCGGCAGGACAGCGUCCUUUUCCAUUGAAAGGGUGCAAAACAAGCAGAAGAUGCAGAAACUUGGUUGAUACAGUCAAGCACUCAAAUGGUGUUUAUUGCCAAAUGGUGAGCACUCGGCCUCUAUCUAGAACAGAUGCUGAACAGCAGCAGGUGACGGGGAGACCAGUAGGAUCACAACCGGAACCAUCAUCCCUAUCCUGUAACCGCAUCUAUCUCGCCGAGUCAAGAAGGAGAAAGAACGAUGUGAAAGUA
This is a messenger RNA of Panicum hallii, 4250 nucleotides long. Its product is annotated as U-box domain-containing protein 16-like. The transcript has a single exon. The record is from RefSeq and is a predicted model, not a curated record. Gene Ontology annotation, molecular function: protein binding; ubiquitin-protein transferase activity. Lineage: Eukaryota; Viridiplantae; Streptophyta; Magnoliopsida; Poales; Poaceae. Gene Ontology annotation, biological process: protein ubiquitination. Gene Ontology annotation, cellular component: nucleus; cytoplasm. Bases 449 to 2530 code for a protein of 693 amino acids.